Messenger RNA from Benincasa hispida (wax gourd), 2179 nucleotides. RefSeq names its product TPX2 (targeting protein for Xklp2) protein family. NCBI's taxonomy places the organism in Eukaryota, Viridiplantae, Streptophyta, Magnoliopsida, Cucurbitales, Cucurbitaceae. Gene Ontology annotation, molecular function: microtubule binding. The record is from RefSeq and is a predicted model, not a curated record.
AUUCUGUGCCUUCUUCAUCUUUUUUUUUUCCUCUCUUUCUUCUUUGAUAGAAAGCGGACUUGACCUGGAAAUGGAUUUGAAUGCUUAGCUCUCUCCACUCCCCGCUUCUGAGAUUUCCAUUUCCCUCUCAUUUUUCUCUUUCAAUUCCUUUUCAAUCCUCUUCAAUUUGUUCUUCCAUUGUUGGAAUCGCUAGAUCUUGUUUCGGAUCCGUGGAUCUUUGUUCCGGCAUUAUCUGUUUUCUCUUCUGUUGCAGAUCUUUUCCGCUGUUUUCUUCAAUCUCGCCAACUCAAAUCCAAGCUUACGCGGUUUUGUUUUUCAUGAAGUUCUGAUCGUUUGCGCGGUUCUCGAGUUUACACCAAAUGAUGGAAUCGGAAAUCCUUGUACCUGCUGAUGGGCUCAAACUGACCCUUCAAAAUGGGUUUCAUGAGCCUGUUUCUGGCUCCUCAGAGGAAAUUGUUCCUGAAGUGAUUGUGAGUGAGGGCAUAACCAAAGACACAGGGGAUACGAUGCAGCAAGAAAAUAUCGAAAAUGAUAUCAAAUUGAGUGGCAGUGCAGCUAAUGAAUCGACCACAAGGGAACUCACAGAGGGAUCAGAUUUUCUGGCAGAAAGCGAUAUAUCAACCCUUUCUAAGGAAGGAGAGGAAAAGAAUGUCGAUCCUCCCAAGAAAGUGAAACCAGAGAAGGGUCAAAUCAAGAGCAAGAAUGAAAAGUCAUCAGGCCCUAAACACAUUUCUUCGACUGGGAUGAAUAAGAAUAAAGAUGGAAAAGAUGCAGAACAGACUGCUGCUCUUUUAAAUGGUUCUGGUACAGGUACAUCACAUCCACACCCAAAGCAGCCUAGUAAGAGUAGAUCAUUCAAUGAGAGGCAACCUCAAGUACCAAAGCAACCUGAGAAGUCUGAUGGGGAAGGCUCCAAGGAGAAUACGAACCUGAAACCUUUGAAGAAAGGUCAACCUAGUAAAUCAGAAGGAGAAUCGGAAUCUUCUAUAAGUCCCAGAGCAGGAGAUGAAAAACCAAACAGGGUUGGGAGACUUCCUAACUAUGGUUUUAGUUUUAGAUGCAAUGAGCGUGCUGAGAAAAGAAAAGAGUUCUAUUCGAAACUUGAGGAAAAGAUACAAGCUAAGGAAGUAGAGAAGAACACUUUACAGGCAAAAUCCAAGGAAACUCAAGAGGCUGAGAUUAAAAUGCUUAGAAAGAGCUUGAACUUUAAAGCAACUCCCAUGCCGAGCUUUUAUCAGGAACCACCUCCUCCCAAAGUAGAACUGAAAAAGAUACCUCCUACAAGAGCCAAGUCUCCCAAACUUGGCCGAAAGAAGAGUUCAACCCCAGCAGACUCUUCAAGUAAUGAUGGCGGUGAUGUGCGAUCAGCUCGCUUAAGUCUCGACGAGAAUGUGGCUCUGAAUAACAAUUCUAAGGGGGUUUAUCCUGCCCGUUCAGAAAAGCCGAAACGCAGGUCUCUUCCUAAUCUGCCUUCUGAGAGAACUACGAUACCUGGUGUCGUAACAAAUGCAGGAAAAUCCUCCGCGACCAAGGUGAAAAAUGUGGAGAAGCCUGCUGCAGCAGCAGCAGCAUCUACUACAAAUGGAAAGAAAGAAGAAAAAAGAGUGUCAUCUGAUGCAGCAACAACAAAGAAGUCUGCCAGUUUAAGAUCAAUAGAAGAGAAAACUGCUCCAUCGAACGCAACAAACGACGUCGUCAAUCUCAGCCAGGAGGAGAAUGGAGUUGAGCCUAGCGAAACAGAGAAUCAGACAGACGACGAACCAGAAAAUGAAGAACAAGAUCAGCAUCAGAGCUCGGCAGAAGAAGGUGCAGAAUUGGAGCAGUCAUCAAACACCGUUUGAAACAGUAGCAGCCAACCACGGGUGCCGUGAUCGUGAUGCCAUUUUGGAAAAACAAAAAAAAAGAAGAGAGAAAUGGCAAAAAACAAAAAAAAUGGUAUGAGACCUGAAUGAAUUAUUUUGACAUUUUAAGAAGUGAACUGAAGGGAUUUGCCUUUUGUGAUUGUUAUUAUGUAUUAUUAUGUGUUUUCUGUCUAUAGCAGCAAUUAGUUCUCUCUCACUUUGUGUGCCUUUCAACUUCUCACAGUUGCCGGUUGCCUCACUGAAGAAGGGAUUUGCCAUUUGUAUGUAACUUCUCUUGUCACUUCCUUUUUUUGAUCUAAUUUAUGUUUUUGCCUCUU